CACAAGCCCCUUGGGCCUAGCAGGGGUGGCGCACGGAGGGGAUAUAUGUUACAGGUCUCGCCUCACAGCCGCAUCCCUCUUUCUCACCGGCACGCUGACACAGCUUACGAACCCUUUUGUCCCUUCUCACUGUCAUCGCAUGGUGAGAUGUUUCUGCGACGAAGGUGCGGCUCCUGCAGCAAGAGGCUCUCGAGGGGUCCGAAAUGGCGGCUCAGCGGUUUGGGUCUUCUCUACUGUCACCAGUGCGUGGCGGCAAAGCGCCAGCGGAGGGUGAAACAGUCCUGGAUCAGACAGUACGACUGGGAUGACGAGACAUGCCAAAUAUGCUUCCGGGGCGGGCUCGCGUGCUCGCCAGCCUUUACACCCUGCGGCCACUGCUAUUGCGAGAGUUGCCUAAUGCUAUGGCUUGACUCAGGCAAUGGGUGUCCAACGUGUAGGGCUGCGUUUCCCCGGAGUGAGGUACUCAAGGGCGAUUAUGUGAUGGUUCAUGUGCUAUAGGGGCAGGAACGUGUGGAAGCGGUGGAUCCCUCCUUUCGAGUUGUCCGGACCUUGUGUGCACCGUAUCACGGUACAAUCUACGGCCGUGGUGAUAACCGUAUCUCACUCGUGACCUACGCUGUGUCUGCACAGGCCGAAUCACAG
This is a messenger RNA of Emericellopsis atlantica, 642 nucleotides long. RefSeq lists its product as uncharacterized. NCBI's taxonomy places the organism in Eukaryota, Fungi, Ascomycota, Sordariomycetes, Hypocreales, Bionectriaceae. The annotation marks the transcript as partial. The record is from RefSeq and is a predicted model, not a curated record. The transcript has 2 exons.